AGUAGAAAGUACACACACAGACGUUCCUACACGGUAGAGAUGCGUCCCAGAAUUCAGAUCAAAUAUGUAACCGACCACAUGAAAUAUAUAGAGGAAAAGAUAAAAGCCAUUAAACCUGUGGUUAAAGCUUUGCAAAUUGCUGUAGAAAAAAGUAAGACUUGGUUAGAAGAUAAAAGUGACAACAAAUCGUUGACAUAUAGCGAUCUUUGUCAAGAACUUGAAUCAGCUACCCUGACAAUGUUGGAUGUAGCGGCUCACAUAUUAGACGAAAAUAACGACAAUGUUGAUACUAAAGAAGAAACGUCAUUUUCAUCUAAGUCAACGCAACAAACAGCAACAGAAAAACUUGACCAAAGUCAGUCAACAUGUGAAAUUCUUAAAGAACAUUUUGACCCAUCAGAAAUAUUAAGUCGACUUGAGCAGAUAGAGACAGCCAUAUCUUCUCUACAAGACGUCAGUCGACUUGAGCAGAUAGAGACAGCCAUAUCUUCUCUACAAGACGUCAGUCGACUUGAGCAGAUAGAGACAGCCAUAUCUCCUCUACAAGACGUCAGUCGACUUGAGCAGAUAGAGACAGCCAUAUCUUCUCUACAAGACGUCAGUCGACUUGAGCAGAUAGAGACAGCUAUAUCUUCUCUACAAGACGCCAGUCGACUUGAGCAGAUAGAGACAGCCAUAUCUUCUCUACAAGACGUCAGUCGACUUGAGCAGAUAGAGACAGCCAUAUCUUCUCUACAAGACGUCAGUCGACUUGAGCAGAUAGAGACAGCUAUAUCUUCUCUACAAGACGUCAGUCGACUUGAGCAGAUAGAGACAGCCAUAUCUUCUCUACAAGACGUCAGUCGACUUGAGCAGAUAGAGACAGCCAUAUCUUCUCUACAAGACGUCAGUCGACUUGAGCAGAUAGAGACAGCCAUAUCUUCUCUACAAGACGUCAGUCGACUUGAGCAGAUAGAGACAGCUAUAUCUUCUCUACAAGACGUCAGUCGACUUGAGCAGAUAGAGAAAGCCAUAUCUUCUCUACAAGACGUCAGUCGACUUGAGCAGAUAGAGACAGCCAUAUCUUCUCUACAAGACGUCAGUCGACUUGAUCUUAUAGAGACAACCAUGUAUUCCAUACAAGUCACCAAUAUCAAGUCUACAGAUGACAUAUCAGAAAUAAAACAAUGGAGAGACAGCUUAGUAAGAGAACUGAGUGAAAUGGGGGUAAACAUUGAAAAACUAAAUAAAAAACAAAAGCAGAUUUUUAAAAGCUUUAGAAAGCAAAUUAGUGAACAAUAUUCCAAAAUGAAGGAGCUAAACAAAGAAAUUGAAAAUUUAAAAGAAUUAGAGUCAAAGACAUCGCUAGAUAUGAAAAAAUAUGAAAACUAUUUACUCAAAAUAGAUAAGGAGAUGCAAAAUCAAACAGAUAAAACAGACAAUAUGAAAAAAGAAAUGAAAAUACAUUCUGAUCAGAUUAAUUUUUUACAAGAAGAUACCAAUAAAAUCAUGGUUAAUACAUCAACCAAACUUGAGGAGGUGCAAUCAAAGCACAGUGUGAUGUACAAACUCCUACAACAAAGGUUGAUGCCCAUUGACAAACUGAUUCAAAUCUUUAACCAGAACUUGGAAACUAAAGAAGAAAGAACACAGAAGCUUGACACUAUUGAAAAUACAAUUUCAAAGUUGUCCGAACAUUUUGCUCUAAUCGAGCCACGUGUAAAUAAAAGAUAUGUUUGUUGUUUGGAAAUCAACGAAUCUACACGUGUCAGUACUAGAUCAAACAUUUCAACCUUUGAUGAAGUACGUGAAUAUAACGGUCAACAUUUUAAUCAAACAACAGGAAAAUUUGUAUCACCACAUGAUGGUUUAUAUCUUGUCUGUGUCACUCUAUAUGAAAGUAAAGAUAAAAUUAUUGUAGUUGGUGUGAGGAUUGGAGAGAGGCUGUGUACUAGUAUACGAGUAAGCUCUGCUGACACAAGCGCUGCUGGGUCAGUGGUUGUUGACAUGAAGGAGGGGGAAGAACUUUACUUUGAAGUAAUCGGAGCAGAUCAAAACGCAGUGUUAUCCUGGUUUAGUAGUUUCACUAUCGUUAGUUUAUAGAAGUAAAACACAAAACAUGAUUGACAAUACAUUUUUAAAACAUUAAAAUAUGCAACCACUAUAUUAAAC
Messenger RNA from Physella acuta, 2151 nucleotides. RefSeq names its product restin homolog. Gene Ontology annotation, molecular function: protein binding. The record is from RefSeq and is a predicted model, not a curated record. Lineage: Eukaryota; Metazoa; Mollusca; Gastropoda; Physidae.